This is a messenger RNA of Fusarium pseudograminearum CS3096, 1302 nucleotides long. RefSeq lists its product as uncharacterized. Gene Ontology annotation, cellular component: nucleus; Rpd3L-Expanded complex; Rpd3L complex. Gene Ontology annotation, biological process: regulation of gene expression. The record is from RefSeq and is a predicted model, not a curated record. The coding region runs from base 1 to 1302 and encodes 433 amino acids. Gene Ontology annotation, molecular function: histone binding. NCBI's taxonomy places the organism in Eukaryota, Fungi, Ascomycota, Sordariomycetes, Hypocreales, Nectriaceae. The transcript is spliced from 6 exons.
AUGGCACCUGCUGCGUCCGCCGAUCACGACAUGGACGUCGACAUGAUCCAUGAUGAAGAGGAUGACCAGGGAGAGCGCCUCAUUAAUGAAGAGUACAAAACAUGGAAGAAGAACAGUCCUUUUCUUACGGCACUCACUUGGCCCACCCUCACAGUCCAGUGGUUCCCCGAUGUCAAGGAGCCCGAGGGCAAGAACUACAAAAUUCACCGCCUCCUGCUUGGCACACACACCUCUGAUGAGAGCCCCAACUAUCUUCAGAUCGCCGACGUUCAGAUUCCAAAAGUAGUGGCGCCUAACCCCGACGACUAUGAUGAGGAACGAGGCGAGAUUGGUGGCUAUGGCAAGUCUGGUGAUGUCGCAGCUAUCAAGUGCGAUAUCGUUCAGAGAAUCGAGCAUCCUGGAGAAGUGAACAAGGCUCGAUAUCAACCACAGAACCCCGAUAUCCUUGCGACUCUUUGCGUCGAUGGAAAGAUCCUCAUCUUUGACCGAACGAAGCACCCUCUUGACCCUACCUCAACUGGAAAGGUCAAUGCCCAAAUUGAACUGGUCGGACACGAGGCUGAGGGUUUUGGUCUGAACUGGAACCCUCACGAGGAAGGCUGCUUGGCAUCAGGCAGUGAGGAUACUACGAUGCGUCUCUGGGACUUGAAGACCCUGAAGGCCGACUCGAGAAUUCUCAACCCUUCUCGCACCUACAGGCACCAUACACAGAUUGUCAACGAUGUUCAAUACCACCCAAUCUCAAAGAACUUUAUCGGUUCCGUGUCCGACGAUCAGACACUUCAAAUUGUGGAUAUACGACACAGUGAGACCAACAAGGCAGCAGUUGUCGCUAAGCGCGGCCACCUUGACGCAAUCAACGCUCUGGCUUUCAAUCCCAACUCGGAAGUGCUCGUGGCUACUGCUUCGGCUGACAAGACAAUCGGCAUCUGGGAUCUCAGAAAUGUUAAGGAGAAGGUGCACACUCUGGAGGGCCACAACGAUGCCGUCACAUCUCUAGCAUGGCACCCUACUGAAGCCGGUAUCCUGGGGAGUGCCAGUUAUGACCGAAGAAUCAUCUUCUGGGACCUUUCAAGGGUUGGCGAGGAGCAAUUGCCCGAUGACCAGGAUGAUGGCCCCCCUGAAUUGCUAUUCAUGCACGGUGGCCACACAAACCAUCUUGCUGAUUUCAGCUGGAACCCCAAUGAACCCUGGCUCGUGGCAAGUGCUGCGGAAGACAAUCUGUUGCAGAUCUGGAAGGUGGCCGAGUCUAUUGUGGGUAAGGACGACGGCGACUUGCCUGUCGAUGAGCUCGACCGAUAG